GGGGCGCUCUCGGCCCUGGGACGCCGCCACUCGCGCUUUGGAACCCCCCUCCCCCCCCACCAGCCUUGGCCUGCUCCUCAGAACCGACUGCAGUCUGGUCCCGGUCACUCGCUCACUCGCUCGCUCGACCCGCACUCAACCCUCAAACCCUCAAACCCUCUCGUCGCCAGAAGCCGGCGUCCACGCUCCAGCCAAGUGCAGUCAGCGCAGUCGCUCGCCCGAGAUCGAACCCUCGCCCGGGAUCGAACCCUCGCCCGAGAUCGAACCUUCGCUCCCUUUCCUCGGAGGUCACCCGCGCCGAGCGCGGCCAUGAGGCGGCUGCUGCUGCGGCUGCGUCCGGGAGGCCGCGGCCUCCCCACCCUGGGCCCCCUGGGCCGCCUUCGGCUCCCCCUGGGCCUCCCCCUGGGCCUCCCCGCCACCCGGGCCGCGCGGAGCGGCGAGCAUCGUGAGGCAAAGAGCGCGGCGCAGCCGCCCGCGGAGCCCGAGCGGGACUGGGUAGGUCCCCCGGACCGGGACUCGAACCUGCGGCCCGUGCGCGUGGGGAGACGGCCCCCCGAGACGCCCCUGGAGCUUCAGCUGCGCGAGCUGCGUGGAGACACCGAGGCGUGGAGCCACCACUUUUGGAGCGAGCAGAACCUGGCCUUCAGCCGGGAGAAGCAGGAGUUCAUCGUGAAGCGUCUGCGCGAUAAAGGGCUGGGGACUCGCGAUGAGGACGGUUCCAAGAGGAGUCUGAGCGUGGAGGAGAUGGCAGAAUUCUACAAAGGCUUUCUGGAUGACAACUACACCAAGCACCUCAACUAUAACAAGGAGUGGUACCGCAGGAACUUCACCAUGACGUGGAUGAUGGGUCGCGUGGCCGUGCUCCGAGCCUGGAGGUUUGUGCUGAGUGGCGGUCGCCCCCGGUGACCUCGCGACUCCCCGUGCGGUGGCUGUAGUCACUGCUGGCUACUGGGAGGAAGUAGCCGCCGCCCGUGUCUGCCGGCUGACGUGGUCGCCGCGCGGAGACCGUGUCCGGAGCCGGCGCUCCGUGUGCAUCGUGCCUGUGGCUCGGCUCUGGACAAAGCAACCACAACAACCAUUUUACAAUAAUUUGAAUGUAUGUUGCGUGUACGCGGCAAGUUGGUAAAACGUCGCAAGAUCGGCCUUUGUCAUCGCCGCUCUGGCUGCAUACGCACUUGUUUCUGUAUUCUCCCGAUCGCCUCCGUGUGAAAAUUGCGAGAGUUAAAAAAAAUUAUAACCCGUCGGCGUUUUCAGAUGCAAUUUCCGUGAAUUGCGCUAUGCGAAAAAAAUCUGAUGUUUUUGUAAAUUUUUUUUUUUUUUUCUCCAAAAUCGCAUUUCAAGACACUUUACGAGACUGAACAAAAACUACCUCAGGGUAGCAGGCGGAGGGGGUGGAGGGGGAGGGGCAGUCAAGGCAGGGAAAUAAUCUGAGAGAGAGAGGAGAGAUGGCAACACUGCGGCACAGCCCGGGACCCAGUAAGCAGGGCCCAGCACCAACAACAACAAAAACAUUGACAACAGGCGACGGCGGGGGGGGCAGCCAGGACAGCUCCCAACGAGUCUCGGGCUCAUCCUCGAGGAAACUGGGGUCCAGGCGAUGCCCGCGGACGCUGCACACUGACGGAAGUAAAUGCAAGUUUGGAUGCGCGGGAUGGUGACCCCACGGUGUGUCCCGUGCGUUGCGAACGAGGUGCGAGCCGGAGUUUCCUUUGCAUAAAAUAAAGACCUAUUCGUCACAA
Molecule: messenger RNA, 1739 nt
Organism: Petromyzon marinus (sea lamprey)
Lineage: Eukaryota; Metazoa; Chordata; Hyperoartia; Petromyzontiformes; Petromyzontidae
Gene: COA8
Product: cytochrome c oxidase assembly factor 8
Biological process (GO): intrinsic apoptotic signaling pathway
Cellular component (GO): mitochondrion
Source: RefSeq, a predicted model, not a curated record